AAAAGAAAAGAGAGUGGCGGGGUAAAAGAGAAUUGCAAGAAGUAAAGAAGGGGGUGUGUGUGUGUAAGAAGGCAUCAAUGGCAACACCAAAGCAGAUAUGGGAGCAACAGCAAUCACAGAUGCAGCGAGUGAAGAACUCAGGGAUUAUCAGUAGCAACGGGAGUCCAAUAAAAGACGACAAGGAAGAGGAAAUGGCAAAAUCUGCAUUGGCAUUGUUUCGAGCAAAAGAAGAAGAGAUUGAGAGAAAGAAGAUGGAGAUGAGGAGCAAGAUUCAGACUUAUAUGGGACGUGUCGAAGAAGCAACUAGGCGCUUGGCAGACAUUCAAGAAGAGCUUGAUGCUCUCAUAGAUCCAAUGAGGAAGGAAGUUGCAAUUCUGCGCAAGAAGAUAGACACCGUGAACCGGGAGCUGAAACCACUGGGACAGAGCUGCCAGAAGAAGGAAAGGGAAUACAAAGAAGCCCUUGAAGCCUUCAAUGACAAGAACAAGGAGAAAGCACAACUGGUUAGCAAAUUAAUGGAGCUGGUGAGUGAAAGCGAGAGAUUGAGGAUGAAGAAACUUGAGGAGCUGAGCAAAAACAUCGAAACCCUUCAAUAGAUUGUGCUGACUACAACAACAUGAUUUGUUUGUGUGCUGUAAUUAGAUCCAGUUUUCUGAUAUGUUUGGUGCAUUUAUUGUUCAUGGUUUCUCUGGUUCCUCAAUGGGAAGUUUUCUAAUUUAGGAAAGUAGUCACUGAGAGGUUUGUCACCAAAUCCAAACAGGCCAACUUUAUUUGUUCUUUAUGCUUGCUCAAGCAUCAUUGCACAGUAAAUUGCUCGUGUUUGUCUGUAAGCCACCUAUUUAAUUAAAAAAAAAAAGUGAUGUGCCACCAUAAAAAUUUGGUCAAUAAUUUGAAUU
Durio zibethinus is the source of this 896-nucleotide messenger RNA. RefSeq lists its product as uncharacterized. Lineage: Eukaryota; Viridiplantae; Streptophyta; Magnoliopsida; Malvales; Malvaceae. The record is from RefSeq and is a predicted model, not a curated record.